Molecule: messenger RNA, 1491 nt
Organism: Sphenostylis stenocarpa
Lineage: Eukaryota; Viridiplantae; Streptophyta; Magnoliopsida; Fabales; Fabaceae
Source: the annotation of a GenBank genome assembly
AUGACUAUUUUUCACUUCUUUCUCUUAGCCAUCAUUCUUUUUCUCUCUCUCAGCAUCUUGUCCAAAACAAGAAGGUUCCGGAAUCUUCCUCCAGGACCAUUCUCUUUUCCUAUAAUCGGAAACCUCCACCAGAUGAAACAACCCCUCCACCGCACGUUCUACGCCCUUUCGCAGAAAUACGGCCAAGUCUUCUCCCUCUGGUUCGGUUCGCGCUUCGUCGUUGUUGUUUCAUCGCCCGAGGCGGUGCAGGAAUGCUUCACCAAAAACGACAUCGUCUUGGCCAACCGGCCUCAGUUCCUCUCCGGGAAGUACAUCGGUUACAACAACACCACCGUCUCGGUGUCCUCCUACGGCGACCACUGGCGCAACCUCCGCCGCAUCAUUGCGCUCGAGGUUCUCUCAACGCACCGUUUGAACUCCUUCUCGGAAAUCCGAAGGGACGAGAUCAUGAGGCUCGUGCGAAAGCUCGCUCACGACUCCCGCAACGGCUUCACCAAAGUGGAACUUAAAACAAGGUUUUCGGAAAUGACAUUUAACACUAUAAUGAGGAUGGUGUCGGGGAAAAGAUACUACGGUGAUGACUGUGAUGUGAGCGAUGUGGAAGAAGCAAACCAAUUCAGAGAUAUCACUAAAGAGUUGGUGAUGAUAGGAGGGGCGAAUAACCCUGGAGAUUUCUUGGCUUUGCUGAGAUGGUUUGAUUUUGAUGAUUUGGAGAAGAAGCUAAAGAGGAUUAGUAAGAGAACCGAUGCAUUCUUACAAGGACUCAUUGACGAACAUCGAAAUGGAAAGCACAGUGCCAAUACUAUGAUAGCUCAUCUCCUAACUCAACAACGAUCACAACCUGAAUAUUACACCGAUCAAAUCAUCAAAGGACUUGCCCUGGUUAUGUUACUUGCAGGAACAGACACAUCAGCUGUAACUUUAGAAUGGGCAAUGGCUAGUUUAUUAAACCAUCCAGAAAUAUUAAAGAAGGCAAAAAGUGAAUUAGACAUCCAAAUAGGUCAAAAUUGUCUAGUAGAUGAACCUGAUAUUCCUAAACUUAGUUACCUUCAAAACAUUGUUAACGAGACACUUCGUUUGCAUCCUGCUGCUCCAAUGUUGGUACCCCAUUUGUCUUCAGAAGAUUGUAACAUAGGAGAAUAUAAUCUUCCACAAAACACCAUUGUGUUAGUCAAUGCUUGGGCUAUUCAUAGAGAUCCAAAUUUGUGGAGUGACCCUACACAUUUUAAGCCUGAAAGGUUUGAGAAUGAAAGUGAAGUUAACAAGAUGCUUCCAUUUGGGUUAGGGAGGAGGGCUUGCCCUGGAUCAAACUUAGCUCAACGCACGGUCAGCUCAACUUUGGCCUUGCUGAUUCAAUGUUUUGACUGGAAAAGAACUAGUGAAGAAGAAAUUGAUAUGGUUGAAGGAAAAGGCAUCGUUGUAUCUAGAAAACUUCCUUUAGAAGCUAUGUGCCAAGUCCGGCAAUCACCAGCAAUUAGGGAUAUUUUCUAG